AUGCAGAAUAAUUUUCUUUGGGGAGGGGCAGAAGCUGUUAGAAAAAUCUAUUGGGUGUCUUGGGAAAACUUGUGUUUGCCCUUUGGAAAAGGAGGUAUUGGCAUGAAAAGGAUAGAGGAGUUCAACAUUUAUUUACUUUUGAAAUGGAGAUGGAGAAUGUUGGAGGUGGAAAAAGCUUUGUGGUUGGAUAUCCUUAAAGCGAGAUACGAUUCAUUGGCUUUUUACUUCACUACCUCCGACUACUGUAGAAUGCUCAAACACUGCUCCUUAUGGUGGAAAUCCUUAUGCUCUCUGGAUAAUAACAGUCAAUUUGACGCUUUUAAGGAGAAAUACAGUUACAAAUUGGGAGGCGAUUCUUCGAUUCCAUUUUGGACUGCGGUUUAG
This is a messenger RNA of Lathyrus sativus (Indian pea), 384 nucleotides long. The record is from the annotation of a GenBank genome assembly. Lineage: Eukaryota; Viridiplantae; Streptophyta; Magnoliopsida; Fabales; Fabaceae.